CCCGCCGAGUGCGACCUGACCACUCGAGAACCGCUGGGUGGCCUGUUGCUACGCUCCUGUUAUGGAGUCUCACAGUUUGGAGACUGAAGGGGAGAUCCUUCACAAGUCGCCAAUGAUCCAUGGGAAGGAGCAGCUCCGACAUGGACACAAACCCGCCGUCCUGCUGCCCGUGGUGAGUGUCCUUGCGGGGCCCAGGGCUUUUUCCGCAGCAGCAGCAACAGCAGCUCGCCUCUCCAGGACUCAGUCCACAAGCAAUCAUUCUCCAGAGACGUCUCUUUCUCCAAUAGACACCAUGAAUUCUCUUUCCAAUUUUGAAUCGGAAAUGGAUCAUGAUGGACAGGGAAAUUAUUCUCUUUUCCCAGCCCUCGAUAAUGUGACCAUCUUGCCUGCAAACAGUGAAGCACUAGAAACCGAGCCAACAUCUGAUGUGAGUGACAAUCCAAACAUGACGUGGUUGGAUGCUGCUCAGAUUGUUCUGGAGGAAGCUGGAAUACCCCUGCACAUCAAGGAAAUCAAGCAGCGAGUACUGGACCGAGGACUCGUGCAGUCAAACUCUAAAUCCAGCCUGGAAGCUGUCCUCUAUCGAGAGACUCAGAAAGGAAGUAGACGAUUCAAGAGGCUGGAGAAUAAAAAUGGGAUAUUUACCUUACAAAUGGAAAAAGAACAUCAGCAGCUUCUCCCGAGCUACACAGCACAGCCUUUCCUUGUGCCUGUGACUCACCCAACUGAGUAUCCUAAUCCCCAGUUAAUGGACCACCUCCCCAGCUUCCCUUCCCCCUCCAUGUUCCAGGACUCCAAACCUAAAGUGAAAAAAGUUCUGAAGAAAGCCCUGAAUGAGAAGUACAGGACUAAGUAUCUCAGACUGCGGAAGACUGUAAAAGCUUUGAUCUUUGAGAAUGCUGCUCUGUGUGAUGAAAUCGCUUACAUGGAACUGAAGUUUUUCCGAACUAAAGAGGAAAGAAGGUUCCUGUUAAAGAAGUUGUUGCAGCACCAGAGCUUCUGUGAUGGCGCAGACCUGACAGGGAGUGCUGGCACCAUACUUGCCCCUACCAUGUACAGUGUACCCACAGGAAGCAGCCAAGUGGCAGGAGUUUCAAGCCUUCCCACAACACCAGUCGCCAGCACUUCAGCUGGAGAGGAGGCUUUGGGGAAAAAGUCAAAGAAAGACAAGAGGGACAAAGGAAAAGAUAAUGGCAAAGACGAUGAUGCUGCCUGACCUGAUGAGUAUCUCCAUUAUUAGCUGUUUUUAUUCGAGGAGGGAAAUAUUAACAGAUGCAGGGCGGCAUGUCCAAGACUAGAGGUUAGGCUGAUCUACGCAGAUGAGGGAAAUGAGAUUUGGAAAGUGAUGAUUAAAAGUAAAGGGCGGGUGUCAGUUAAGUGUUGCUUUAAAUCUGUAGAAAUCAUGGAUAUAUUUGCUGAACUAGUCUGAUAAAACUUCACUAUUUCCCAGUUUUAUGGUGUUAGAAUGAUUAUCAGCGUCAAUAGAGAAACAUUGGAGGAAAUACAUUCAGUAUUCCCACUACUUGAGUGCAGAGACCCCAGUUAUCUCCAUUUCCUUCCUCCAGUGAACUUGCUGACUACUUGUUUCUUGAAUUUUACCAAUCCCUGAUACCUGUAUGUAUCCAAGAUCUCGGGUAAUUUUUUUUAUAUAAAUGAGGCAGGAUACAGAUGGAGUCCAAGUCCUACAUUAUGAAAACUGAUCCUUUGACCAUUUGGCACCUAUUUUAUACAAACAUCAUUGUCUUCUCCACAUUUCCACAAAAUUAACCUCCCAGAUUCAACCACUUCCUACAUACCAAGAGCCAUUCAAAGUGGCCUAUUAACCUGCCAAUCACUGUGGGAUGUGAGAGGGAAAGGAAUUAUCCAGGAAAAACUGAUGUUCACGGCAAUGAUGUGCAGGCUGCACACAAACAGCAUUAGGAUUGAAGCCAGGUCAUUGGAACUGUGAUGCAGCAGCUUUACCAGUGGUGCACUGGAUAUCAAGGCCACGGUGUACCAGCCACGGGAAUAUUUGAGAGAGCUUUACUCUGUGUCCUCACCAAGAUGAACUGGCUAAAAUGCAUUUAUGGAGCAACGUAUAGAGUGCUUUACUUAAAUUGUGUGCACCCUAUCUGACCUGACCUGGGAGAGUUUGUUGAGUAGAGGGAACUCUGUCCUGUGCAAUGCAGGUCAGGCGUAAUGCAGGAGUGUUUUGUAGGACAGUUUGGAGAGAGCUUGACUUUGUAUCAAACCUAAGCUGUAUCUGUCCUGGAAGAGUUUGAUGGAAUAGUGCAGGAGUUCUGGAGUGCUGACACCAUCAGAAAAUGAAUACCAGCUCUCCAUCAAGAAAAUAUUUAUCAAUGUUUGUCUCUUGUCGCAGACUAAAUCAAUUUUGUUUAAAGUAGGUAUUGUGGUUUUUACUUCCAGAGAACUUCUCAGCAGUGUUUGGAUUAACAAAGGGGUUAAACUGUACAACUAUAACAUUUUGUUAAUAUAAACUUGAUAGAAUAUUUUGAAUUUAUGUAAAUAUGCAUUUGUUAUUAAAUUUUGUCUGUUUGAACCAAACUGUGAGACUUAAAUCUUUGCUUAUCUCAGGUUAGAACAGUAAGUUCCUGCAUUGGCAAGAAUAUAAAAGCUGUACUCUAGUUUGAUUUUAAAAUAUACAUUUUAAUAUAUAAUAUGCAAUAGUUUCUCUCGAAGUAACAGUUAACAUUUAUUUUUAAAUAAAUGUAUUGUAUAUUGCUGCUAUUUAUUCCUGUAUUCAUCUGUUCAAUAAAUUCAUGUGGCAUUUGAAGCAAAA
Mobula hypostoma (lesser devil ray) is the source of this 2779-nucleotide messenger RNA. It is a transcript of the gene fyrd1, whose product is annotated as transforming growth factor beta regulator 1. Gene Ontology annotation, biological process: regulation of DNA-templated transcription. The record is from RefSeq and is a predicted model, not a curated record. Lineage: Eukaryota; Metazoa; Chordata; Chondrichthyes; Myliobatiformes; Myliobatidae. The transcript has 10 exons. The coding region runs from base 62 to 1216 and encodes 384 amino acids.